Messenger RNA from Zasmidium cellare ATCC 36951, 2991 nucleotides. RefSeq lists its product as uncharacterized. The record is from RefSeq and is a predicted model, not a curated record. Bases 1 to 2991 code for a protein of 996 amino acids. Gene Ontology annotation, molecular function: DNA-binding transcription factor activity, RNA polymerase II-specific; zinc ion binding; DNA binding. The transcript is spliced from 2 exons. Gene Ontology annotation, biological process: regulation of DNA-templated transcription; DNA-templated transcription. Lineage: Eukaryota; Fungi; Ascomycota; Dothideomycetes; Mycosphaerellales; Mycosphaerellaceae.
AUGAACCCGCAGCCUCCGGUCUUCAGCGGCUACCAAACCGCCGACAUGGCCAACAUGCCCGGCAACGGCGCCCACUGGUUUCCCCAGGAUCUCGACUACGGCUACGACAACGACGACCAGGAUGCCGACGGCGACGGCGACAAUGCCGGCGCUGGCGACAACGACAAUGAAGGCGGGGAAAGUCGCGAUCCCAAGCGCAGGAGAAUUGCUCGCGCGUGCGACAUGUGUCGCAAGAAGAAGAUCAAGUGCGAUGGGAAGAUGCCCAAGUGUAGCCAUUGUGAGAAUUACAAGACAGAGUGCAUAUUCACGCAUGUGGAGAAGAAGAGGGCGCCACCCAAAGGUGCCAAGUAUAUUGAAGGAUUGGAGAAUCGUUUAGGCAGGAUGGAGAGUUUGUUGCGCCUGUCUGGCUUGUUGGCGGAGGACGAUGGCGGUCGGACAGAUCUUGGGACGUUGGAGAAGAGAUUGGCGGAGAGGCAACAUCAGAGUACUUCGAGCCCGAAUUCGAAUGAUUCUUCCAAUCGACGCAUAAGCAAAAAUCAAGACGCCAACACCCCGGGAGUGCAGGAAUCUAAUGAACAGAAUGGGAGCCCGGCGCAGAAUGGAAAUGCGAAGUCGCCUAAUGUGCCCAAUGGCCAGGACAACGUGUUCAAGCGGGAUCAGAAAGAAGUUGAUGCGCUGGCGGACCAGAUGUGCAGUCUCAUCACCAACAACUGCGGAGAGACUCGCUACAUCGGCUCAUCAUCCGGGUUCAGUAUAUUCAGUCCCAAGGGUAUACAAUGGGUGAAUGAAAAGACGGGGGACAACAGCUUUCAGCAGAUGAUCGCGGUCGCCUCGUCCGAGGACAAGCAAGGAUGGGAUCAUUGGAAACCAGAAGUCUUUAACGAUCUCUUCCAGAGACGGAUAUUCAAGCCUCUGCCCGGUCGCCAGGAAUGCUACGCGCUGUUGAAGGACUAUUUCGAGAACUUCAACUGCAUGUUUCCCCUCUUCCAUGAACCGACGUUCAUGCAUCUCGUCGAUAAGCACUACUCCCUGGAGCCCUACGAUGGGUCAGGUUGGUGGGCUAGCUUGAACGUCGCGCUUGCAAUAGGGCACAGGCUGAGGGUAAUGAGCAAUGUGGUCGGGCAAGAGGAGGAUGAGAUCGCGUGGGCGUAUCUGAAGAACGCGAUGGCUGUCAUGUCUGAGCUGACGAUGCGCAAUACUGAUCUGCUGUCUGUGCAGGCUUUGCUGGGAAUGGCUCUCUUCCUGCAAGGCACUCCUAACCCACAGCCUAGCUUCUUCCUCGUCGCUGCUGCUAUUCGAUUAGCACAUUCGAUCGGUUUGCACAAGCGUGGUUCGGGAUUCAACCUCAAUGAAGUCGAGAACGAGCAGCGCAAGCGUGUGUUCUGGAUUGCGUAUCUCAUGGACAAGGACAUAUGUCUGCGCUCUGGACGGCCGCCUUCGCAAGACGACGAUGACAUGAACGUUGACCUCCCUUCAGAAGACCCGCCUGACAAUGUUGGCAACGUGCCUUUAGCGCAUGAGAAGGAUGGAAAGACAACCAUGAAUCUCUUCCGACUCAUGUGUCAAUUUGCUCAGAUCCAAUCGAGCGUGUACAAGAGGCUGUACUCCGUCAAAGCAAGUCGGCAAAGCGAUGGCGAGCUCCUCAAUACCAUUGGCGAGUUGGACGCUUCAUUGGAAGAGUGGAAAGACAGCAUACCGAUCGACUUCCGACCUGAGCACGAGAUCAAAGCCGCGCAUACGCCAUUGAUAUUGCAUGUUGUUGUGCUGCACUUUGCAUAUUACAACUGCUUAACGACCAUCCACAGGAUGAGUGUACAUCACGGAUACUGGACGAGUCGACUGAGUGACUACGCUAUUCAAGGGCUUAAUGCGAGACCGCUGAAUCCAAGAGUGUUUAUGAGUGCUGCGCUAUGUGUGAAUGCGGCUAGGACGAGUAUUGGGCUAAUUCGCUAUAUUCCGCAAGGUGACUACGCUUGUGUCUGGCUCGUACUCUACUACCCGGUCUCAGCACUGGUCACACUCUUCGCAAACAUACUUCAAAAUCCUCAAGAUGCACGAGCCAGAUCUGAUCUUAAGCUAAUGAGCAGUGUUGUAUCCUUCUUAACCAUGCUGGAGCGAGAUGUCUCAGAAGCCAAUGGCAACGUCCGCCGCAUGCUCUCCGUCUGCGCGGAAUUCGAGCGAAUAGCAAGAGUAGCACUGGACAAAGCAGAGCGAGAAAUGCGCGGCCGCGGCAAGAGAAAGCAAGCCGAACGCGAACGAGACAAGGCCCUCAAAGAGCGCAUCAGCGGCGAAGUCGCCCAAGGCCUCGAAGAAGGCAAGAGCCUCGAGCAAAUGCAAGUCGAAACCCAAGCCGCCUACCGCCGCCCAGUCCAAACCCCGAGCCUCCGAGCCUCCAUCGCAGGGAGUCAAGCAGGCUCCCAAACGGGCAACAGCCCAGCGAGCUGGGGCCACAGUCCCCCCGGGGGCACCGGCCCAGAAUACCAGCGCUCGUCGAGCAAUGCCCGGCCCUCGAACCACCUCCAACAACAGCAACAACAACCGAACGCCUAUAUGCCCUCCCAACCCCCCUUCAACCCCGCCGCCUUCCCCUCCAUGCCCAACGGCAUGGACACGCACCACUUCGCCGGCACGCCUCCCCAACCACCCCCCUUCUCCGCCCCACACCUCAACCCCGCCGACAGCGCCCCCUUCACCAACUUCUCCCCCAGCGCCGGCGACUUCCCCAUGGGCGGCGGCGGCGGCGGCGGCGGACCCUUCACAGGCCCGCCACCCGAUAUGUCCUCCGGCCCCGGCGGUGCUUUCCAGCAACCUUUCGUGCCCCAGGAUCUUUGGCAGAUGCCGAUGACGCUCGAAUGGGAUUGGGCCGAGGGGCUGGGGUUGGGGAGUUUUACGCCGGCGGUUUUUGAGGCGGGCGGUGGGGCGGUGGGCGGUGGGGGGUUUCCGGAUAUGACUGGUCAUCAGGGGAUGGGUGGUGCUGGGGGGCAGCAGUAG